Pelagomonas calceolata is the source of this 1567-nucleotide messenger RNA. Lineage: Eukaryota; Pelagophyceae; Pelagomonadales; Pelagomonadaceae. The record is from the annotation of a GenBank genome assembly.
AUGCAAUCCCUCAGCGAGCUCAUCGACGAAACCCCACCGGACCGGCUCCGCGACAACGCGUCGCCCGACGCGCAACGCAUGCGCGCGUCCGCGACGACGGAGGAGCCUCCACCAACCGCGCCGCCGCGGCGGAUCGCGCCGUCGACGCAGGACGCGCUCGAGGCGGCGGAGCACGGCGACGCGCGCGCGCUCGCGGCCUACCUUGAAAAUGGAGGCGACCCGGCGGCGACGUCGCGGCUGCAUCACAUGGGCUGGAGUUUACUUCAUCUCGCCGCGGGCUGCGCUUUGGCGGGUGGGCCGGGCGCGGCGCAGGCGUAUAGAAGGCGGCCCGAGCCCGACGCGCCCGGUGGCUUCGCGCGGUGCGUCGAGCUGCUGCUCGCGGCCGGGGCCGAGCCGGCGACGGGCGACGAAAGGCCGGCGCCGCUCGCCGGCGCGGUGUUGUGUGGAGACGCCGCGAGCGCGCGCCUGCUGCUGCGCGCGGGGGCCGCCGCCCCAACGGAGGUCGAGGCGCCGCCGGGCCGGCACACGGCCGCCGAGCGCGAGGCCAUGCGCGAGCUCCUCGCCGCGCCGCCCAAAUUGUUGCCGCGGUCGCCGUUGAGGGUGGAGGCGAAGCUGUCCGAGUACGUCGAGGGCGACGCGCGCGAGAGGGUGGUGGAGGUCCGCUGGCGGCCGCCGCCGCCCGCGCCGGGCGUCGGGCCGGUCGAGCGGUACGUCGUCCGCGGGCGCGCCGUCGCCGGCGGCAGCACAAAUGCUGACGCGACCGUCGAGUUCGCCGUCGGGGUCUGUUUCCUGCGUCCUGUUAGUUUUUGUCUUCGUCCUUCUGUCGCAGUGGCUGAGCCCACUGGUCUGGCGUGCUGUUUGUCCGAGGACUCCCGCACAACACGCAUCGACGCAGGCCGCGCGCGCGCCCGGCGCCGGCCGCCGGCCGCCGCGGCGCGACUUCUGCGCGAACGAGGCCGUCGACCGCGGCGUGGCGCUGCGCCGGCACCUCAACCUGCCGCCGCCGCCGCGCCCGUCGACGCUUGUCCACGGCCUCGCGCCCGCGACGACGUACCGCUUCGCCGUGUCUUGUGUGUGCGCCGUCGACGGCGAGCUUCAGCGCACGAUCAAAUUUCGCGGCGCUUCUCGCAUACGGCAGAAUCAUGAUCUCAACGCGACGCAGGUGAGCUCCGGGAGUCCCCUCCAUCAUUACGGUCGCGCCCCCUCGAGGUGCCCGCCGUCCCAGCCUGUGUGGAAAUCGAAUUUCAGGCGCCCCGCCUGUUCCUGUCACUGCAUCUGCGCGAUGGCGUGGAGUUUCCACGCCACCGACACGGAGUUUCGCAACCUAACUCACUGGUUGAUUUCCACACAGGUCGACGAGGAAAACUGGCAGACGGGCGAGCUCCUCGAGAAGGUGCUCACGCACGGCCUGGGCACCCGGGCCGCCGCCGCGGCGCCGCGACCAGCCGCGCGCGACGACGCCUCCGGAGCCGCCUACGCGGCGCUGGACGCGGGCCGGCCGCCGCCGGCGCCGCUCCUGCGGCCUGUAGCCGGGCCCAAGGAGGAGUGCGUCGUGUGUUAAUGUUUU